Messenger RNA from Mytilus trossulus (common blue mussel), 2088 nucleotides. Its product is annotated as chitin synthase chs-2-like. Gene Ontology annotation, molecular function: chitin synthase activity. The record is from RefSeq and is a predicted model, not a curated record. The coding region runs from base 1 to 2088 and encodes 695 amino acids. Gene Ontology annotation, cellular component: cell periphery; cell septum. NCBI's taxonomy places the organism in Eukaryota, Metazoa, Mollusca, Bivalvia, Mytilida, Mytilidae. The transcript has 8 exons.
AUGUAUAUGUUUUACAUACUGCAAUGGAAACUAGAGCGCGAGUUCAAAAAAGAGGACUUACAAAUAGCAGCAGAGAAUACAUACAUCUUGGCACUGGAUGGCGACGUUGACUUUGAACCGGAAGCUGUGCUUAGCCUGAUGAGGCGGAUGAAUAAAUCAAAGAUUGUAGGAGCUGCAUGCGGAAGAAUUCAUCCAAUAGGAACAGGACCAAUGGUAUGGUAUCAAAAGUUUGAAUAUGCAAUUAGUCAUUGGUUACAGAAAGCAACAGAACACGUGAUUGGCUGUGUAUUGUGUAGCCCUGGGUGUUUCAGUCUUUUUCGUGGAUCAGCUAUUUUGCAUGCAGAUGUAUUGGAGACAUACACAAAAGUACCAACAGAAGCUCAACAUGUUGUGCAGUAUGAUCAAGGUGAGGAUAGAUGGCUUUGCACGCUUUUGUUGAAAGAGGGUUGGAGAGUUGAAUACUGCGCAGAAUCGGACGCUUAUACAUUUGCACCAGAAAGUUUCUAUGAGUUUUACAAUCAACGUCGACGUUGGUCACCUUCAACCAUGGCAAAUAUCUUAGAUCUGAUCGUCGACUGGAAAAAUGUUACGAAGAAAAAUGAAAAUAUAUCUUUCCUGUAUAUAGCGUACCAUGUUUUCCUCUUUGUAUCCACGCUGUUAACUCCGGGAACAAUAUUCAUGCUUAUACUAGGCGCUAUAAUUGUUGGAUUUGAGGCUAUCCCUCCAUGGUUGUCACUGAUUCUGAACCUGGUACCAGUUGGAGUUUUUCUACUGAUGUGUCUGUAUGCUUCGACUCAGAGACAGCUUCAAUUUGCUGCAAUUCUAUCCUGCAUAUAUUCCAUCGUCAUGGCGAUUGUUUUGAUUGGUGUAAUCAGAGACGCUGUAAACGACGGUUUGUGCUCAGUGACUACCAUAUUCAUAAUGUUUGUCGCAGGCGUUUUUGUUGUUUCUGCUAUUCUGCAUCCACAGGAAUUUCUUUGUUUAAUACCAGGACUUCUCUAUUUUCUCGCUAUCCCGUCAAUGUGUAUGUUAAUGUUUCUGUAUUCCAUUGGAAACCUACAUGUGGUAUCAUGGGGUACCAGAGAAACUAAGCAGGAACCUAAUAUCAAAACCCAGAAGGCAAAACAAACUCAAGAAAAUGAUGAGAAGGGUUACUUCUGUUCGUUAGGUAGUUUUUGUAGCUGUAUUGUCUGUCCUACCAAUAAUUAUACACAACAAGAUUUUCUGUAUAACAACAUGUUGAACAAGAUGAAAAAAAUGAUAAACAUGGAGAAUCAUGAAAGUGUGUCAGGGGUUAGCCAAGGUCAAACUUUGCUGAAUCAAACACAAAGAGAAACUGAUGAAAUUCAGAAUGAAGAGAAUGCAGAGACAGAAAAUAAGGGUGCUGGAGUAAAAAUAGGGCCAACAGAUUUUCUAUGCAUGCUGUACCAUAGAUUUUCAACACUAGUGCACAUAGCUGCUAGUACGAAUAUCAAAGACAACCAAAAAACUAAAAACACAAACAUUCAUAAUCAAAUGGCCGAUUUGAUGACGAAAUCUGUGAUCGAUCCACAACCACAACAAGCGAUGACGUCAGACAAAGAUAGAACUCUAUUGGAUAAAAAUAGGUCAAUGAUGAUGAGUAUAACCGAACGAAACAAAACAAAGUUUGCACAUUUGAGUGACGUAGUCGAAGAAAAUCAGAAAAUGUUACGCCAAGUAGUCACGGAAAACCAGAAGUUAAGCCUUGAAGUCGAUAAACAAAAGUUUGGAGAUUAUUAUAUAAAAAAUAAGGAGGUUUCACAGAAAGUUCUUAACAGAUGGGCAACUUUUUCAAAAUCUAAACCCAAAUCUAGGAACGAGACCGAAGCUAGUAUCAUAAAUGAAGAAAGCACUGAACAAAUUGACCUUGAAAAACAACAACAAAUAUCCAAUGACAAAAUGUUUGAAAAGAGAAAGAGACAUGGAAACAAAGUUACGGCUGGUGUAAGAGAAAAGAGUCUACAUGUUGUUUCGGUAUCUAGUAGUGAUGAAGAUAAUGUAGACCUACCUUCUAAGAGAAAUCACCGCAAAGUAAAAAUUCCGAAAGGAACUGAUGACACAGUUUGA